CUUUAUAGCUCUUCACAUAGCUAUUUUAAACCAAAUGGAAACAGAGUUAUUGCUGUGUAACUGUGUUGAGGAGGGCACAUUGGAUGCUUUGCAGUUGUAACACAGGAGCCCAUUGUGUUCUAUAAGUUACAUAGAAGUUCCAUAGACGUCAAAGUCCUGCUAUACUACACAUUUCUUUACCGAAGCUGUCGUAUGGUCCUACAGACAAGAGACAGAGGGAAACACAGACAGACGGAGGGACAGACAGGCAGGCAGACAGACAGACAGACAGACAGACAGACAGACAGAUAGGAGAGUAGCUACUAGAGUCAACACAACCCGGCGAAGUAAGUCGGUGCUCUCGGACGGAACCAUCUGGAAAACCAUCUGCAUUUCGGUUCACACCAGCGCUCUUGUAAAGACUUUAAUUUUAACUCGGCAAAAAUGAGGCGUUCCUCUUUUCUGUUGUUCACGGGGAUUUUGGUCUGUUUACUUUUUCUCGCACUUUCACACUGUGAAGAGCAUCGACUCCCUGAAGAGAAACUUCUCGUUGUGACCGUUGCAACCAAAGACACUGAUGGCUUCAGGCGUUUCAUGAGGUCGGCUAAACACUUUAACUACACUGUCAAGGUUCUUGGCCGAAGUCAGAAAUGGAAUGGGGGUGACUACAUGUCGGCUCCAGGAGGAGGCCAGAAGGUGCGACUCCUUAAAGCAGCCCUGGAGAAGAUGAAAAAUGCUGAUCAAAUCAUCCUUUUUAUUGACAGCUACGAUGUGGUUUUUGCUUCGAGUCCCAAAGAGCUGCUCAAGAAGUUCCAGCAGUCCAAACACAGGGUGGUGUUUUCCUCUGAGACCCUGAUCUGGCCUGACCGGCACCUGGAGGACAAACACCCUCAUGUCAGGGAGGGCAACAGGUUCCUCGGCUCAGGUGGUUUCAUUGGCUACCUUCCUAACAUUAAAGAAAUGGUUGCUAACUGGACAGGAGAAGACAAUGAGAGUGACCAGCUGUUCUUCACCAAGAUUUACAUUGAUCCAGCAAAACGAAAAUCCAUAAAUAUCACCCUGGACAGCAAGUGCAGAUUGUUCCAGAACCUACAUGGAGCCCUCGAUGAAGUAGUGCUGAAGUUUGAGGAUAGUCGAGUGCGAGCCAGAAACGUGCUGUAUGAUACACUGCCUGUCAUCAUCCAUGGGAAUGGACCAACAAAGCUCCAGAUCAACUAUCUGGGUAAUUACAUCCCCAACGCAUGGACGUUUGAAACUGGAUGCACGGUGUGCCAUGAGGAUCUAUAUUCACUCAAAGCUCUCAAGGAAAGUGAAUACCCACUGGUGAUGAUUGGCAUCUUCAUUCAGCAACCCACGCCGUUUGUCACAGUUUUCUUUGAACGGCUGCUGAAGCUGCAGUACCCCAAGAACAGGCUCAAGCUUUUCAUUUACAAUCAGGAAGCCCAUCAUGGUCCUCAGGUCAGCUCGUUCCAGCAGAAUCAUGGAAGCCUUUAUCAGGACAUCAAAGUCAUGGGCCCUAAAGAAGAGAUCGAUGCAACUGCGUCACGCAACCUGGCUUUUGAUUUAUGCCGGAACGACAAGGACUGUGACUAUUUCUUCAGCUUGAACAUUGAAGUGGUCUUAAAGAAUGAGAAUACACUCAAAAUUCUAAUUGAACAAAACCUUCCUAUUGUAGCACCGAUGAUAACUCGAGCUGGCCGACUGUGGAGCAACUUUUGGGGAGCCCUCAGUGGUGACGGCUACUAUGCUCGGUCUGAGGACUAUGUGGACAUAGUUCAAGGACAGAGAGUGGGCGUAUGGAAUGUCCCGUACGUGUCGAGUGUGUACCUGGUAAAAGCCAGCCUCCUUCGAUCAGCGUUGAAAGACUACGAGCUGUUCAACUCGCCUAUCUUAGACCCUGACAUGGCUUACUGCCACAACGUUCGCAACAAGGGAAUCUUCAUGUAUGUAACCAACAUGCAUACUUUUGGUCGCAUCCUAUCAACAGAAAACUACCAGACUACUCAUCUGCAUAAUGAUCUGUGGCAGAUUUUUGAAAACCCAGUGGACUGGCAGGAUCGCUACAUUCAUGCAAACUACACCCGCAUCAUGAAAGACAAUCUGAUUGAAACGCCUUGUCCUGAUGUGUACUGGUUCCCAAUUUUCUCUGAUGUUGCUUGUAACCACCUAGUUGAAGAGAUGGAGCACUAUGGGAAAUGGUCAGGGGGUGGCAAUGUGGAUACAAGAAUCCAAGGUGGCUAUGAGAAUGUGCCCACCAUCGAUAUCCACAUGAAUCAAGUCAACUUUGAAAAGGAAUGGCAGAAAUUCUUACUGGAAUACAUCGCACCAAUAACUGAGAAAAUGUACCCCGGUUACUACACCAAGGCUCAGUUUGACUUGGCCUUUGUAGUUAGAUAUAAGAAGGAUGAGCAGCCAUCCUUGAAGCCGCACCAUGAUGCCUCCACAUUCACUAUAAACAUUGCACUCAAUCAAGUGGGCCUUGAUUACCAGGGUGGUGGAUGCAGGUUCCUGCGCUAUGACUGCUCCGUUCAGGCUCCUCGUAAAGGCUGGGCCCUCAUGCACCCAGGCCGCCUCACCCACUACCACGAAGGCCUGCCAACCACAGGUGGUGUCCGCUACAUUGCAGUGUCCUUCGUAGAUCCCUGAACUUCCAAAUACGACGGUCCCUAGCCCAGAACAAACAAGACGUACACUGACUACAUCUUCUAGCGUCGCAGAUGUUUUUUUAUUUUCAUAUUCAGAGUAACAACGUCUUCUUUUUUUUAGCCGAUGUUUUUUUUUCUAAACAAUGUACAAAAUGGUAUUGCUUCUUUUUCAGUUCCACAGUCAUAUCUGACCUGUGACAUUAAUCAGCCUUCAUCAGAGCCUGUGCUGCAGUGAAACAUGAAACAAGACAGUACAGAGCAACAGGAAUAUAUAGCGAACAUGUAGCCACCUCUUUAGUGCAGAACUGGAUCAAAAGUAACACGUCUUUCAAAUCUUCAUCUUUUUUUGACACUGGUGUUUGUCACCAGCAGUCUGCAGUUUUCUUCUGUUGCAUAUCAGCUUUCUACACCAGCAUGCGAAGAAGUCUUUGUCUCCAGAAGAAGCUGUGUGACAGAUCUGCUGCUGUGGCAUUAGAAGGAAGCAGGCUUUCUGCUUUGACCAGCAUAGCUCUUCACACACGCUAAUCAUUUUGUCAUAUUAAAAGGAUGACGCCUCUGGUCAAACUGUUUGAUUUUUGAAAAACUUUUCAUUUUAACUCUUACAAUGUUCAAGGAUGACAAAACAUCAGCUCAGCACUUUCUUUAUGCAUAAAAGUAUGUAUUACUAUUGUAAGAGAUGUUAUAUUAGCAUACAAUAAUUCCUUUGCAUCCCAAUGAAGCUGUGUUUUUGUGGUGUCUAUGGUACUACUGUGAAUGAGCUGAGCUAAACUGCUAAAUGAGGCACUAACGCAGCAUUCUUUAGUUCCUGGGGCUGAGAGUUUGCUGACCUCAUCACACAUUUGAGAAAAACGGACGUGUUACUUUAGUCACUGUUCUAAGCUAACUCCUAGAAGAACAUUGCAUUAGUAGUUUAGUUUACCUUGCAGUUGCAUUAUGGGAAGUGUAGGAUCCAGUAAUUAUCGUAGCUCAUAUCAGGUAAGUAUCUCAAGUUGCUAUGUUACAACCAAAGUAUCAGUGACUGCACAGGGUUCCAUAAUUACAGGAGCCAUGAAGGCUGCAGUCUAACAGAUUUACUGCUACUUUCAUUAAGAAGGUCUGCACUAAAAAUGGCACGAAUCUGCUGUUACCUGGCGUUAAGUCCCGGUCUGGAAGUCACAGGCCUCACUGUUGGUAUUUUAUUUUAGUUUUGUGCUUGUGUUGCAUAUGACUUCAUUACUGUAUUAAAUUGAAUUGGUAAAUGUAACCUGAAGUCAGGCAGUAUUCCAGCUAAACCAUAAUAAAACGGUCAUCAUCGUUACACACACAGUCACUUUGGUGCAGAUGCUGUAGAAACCUAAAGGCUCCUAUUUGGGCUGGAGUGCUUGGUGUGAACUAGAAAUCUGAAUUCCUGUCAGGAAUUCGGCUGAGAUUUUUAUGAUUUGUUGGUGAAAACCUUUUAUGCUGUUGAAUUUUCCUUCAGUGUAUAAACUAUCUGGGCCCUUUUCUGAAUCCAAAGCAAUUCUUUUUUUAUUUUUGAACUGAGACACUCCAAAGCCACUCUCUUAUUUAUAUUUUGCAUAUUUUAUUUGAUAAAAGCCGUGCUUCCUGAAUUGUUUUCAUUUGCAAUAUAACUGCUUACUGUAAGAUUUCAUGUUGGAAUCAGAGCUUUUUUUUUUUACUACAUUUACUGUUGGACCUUUUGAAAGUGUAACAUUCACCCAGUUGUCAUUUGUUACUUUUACUGUGCUUUGAACACAUCAGAAGUAAACCAGUGAACCCA
Acanthochromis polyacanthus (spiny chromis) is the source of this 4383-nucleotide messenger RNA. It is a transcript of the gene plod1a, whose product is annotated as procollagen-lysine, 2-oxoglutarate 5-dioxygenase 1a. Lineage: Eukaryota; Metazoa; Chordata; Actinopteri; Pomacentridae. The record is from RefSeq and is a predicted model, not a curated record. Gene Ontology annotation, biological process: peptidyl-lysine hydroxylation. Gene Ontology annotation, molecular function: iron ion binding; procollagen-lysine 5-dioxygenase activity; L-ascorbic acid binding. Bases 424 to 2625 code for a protein of 733 amino acids. The transcript is spliced from 19 exons. Gene Ontology annotation, cellular component: endoplasmic reticulum.